Perognathus longimembris pacificus (Pacific pocket mouse) is the source of this 1017-nucleotide messenger RNA. RefSeq names its product ras-related protein Ral-B-like. Gene Ontology annotation, biological process: Ras protein signal transduction. NCBI's taxonomy places the organism in Eukaryota, Metazoa, Chordata, Mammalia, Rodentia, Heteromyidae. The transcript has a single exon. Gene Ontology annotation, cellular component: plasma membrane. The record is from RefSeq and is a predicted model, not a curated record. Gene Ontology annotation, molecular function: GDP binding; GTP binding; GTPase activity. Bases 69 to 686 code for a protein of 205 amino acids.
GGCGUGGGACCAGUCCCAGCUGUCCAACUGGGUCUUCUGUCUUCCUAUCACCACCUCAGAACAGCAGGAUGGCUGCAAACAAGAGCAAGGGCCAGAGUUCCUUGGCUCUUCACAAGGUCUUCAUGGUUGGCAGCGGAGUGGGCAAGUCAGCCCUGAUGCUCCAGUUCAUGUACGACGAGUUUGUAGAGGACUAUGAGCCUACAAAAGCUGACAGCUACAGAAAGAAGGUGGUUCUGGAUGGAGAAGAGGUCCAGAUAGACAUCCUAGACACUGCUGGCCAAGAGGACUAUGCUGCCAUCCGAGACAACUACUUCCGGAGUGGGGAGGGCUUCCUCCUCGUGUUCUCCAUCACCGAGAACGAGUCUUUCACAGCCACUGCUGAGUUCAGGGAGCAGAUCCUCUGGGUCAAGGCUGAGGAAGAUAAGAUCCCUCUGCUGGUCGUGGGAAACAAGUCUGACUUGGAGGAGCGGGGGCAGGUGCCCAUCGAGGAGGCCACAGGCAAGGCAGAAGAGUGGGGCGUGCAGUACGUGGAGACGUCGGCUAAAACACGUGCCAAUGUGGACAAGGUUUUCUUUGACUUGAUGAGAGAAAUCAGAGCAAAGAAGAUGUCAGAAAACAACGACAAGAAUGGCAAGAAGAGCAGCAAGAACAAGAAGAGCUUUAAAGAAUGGUGUUGCUUGCUGUGAGGGCAGGGCCAGGGUGGCAGAUGGAGCCCAUGGUUGCUAAGGACGCAGGACUGGGCUGGCGAGCAGAAGACACUAGCUGGCUCUACCUGUGUGUUCUACUUUCCCAAACCUUACUCACCUGUACUUCUUUAAAUGGAGACAAGCACUUGUGAAUUGGUGACUAGCAGAAGACAUAAGCCAGCUUCUUUUGGAGCUUUGGAGUCUCCACAUCCCUUCCCCCCCUUUGGUCCUCCCCACAGCUUAACUGGGUGUACCAGUGAUCUAGGAGAAAAGGUCCUGUCUGAGUAUCUUUUUUCCCCUAGGAUUCUUUUUUUUUUUUUUUGGCUUGGCU